AUGUCCUCCGCGCUUGAAGCCCGCUUGAGAAAAUUGUUCAAGGCGCCGCGCAAGGGUGAGUCCUUUGAAUUGCGUACUGGCCUAGUCAGCCAGUACGCGUACGAACGCAAGGACGCGAUCCAGCGCGUGAUUGCGGCAAUGACCGUAGGAAAGGACGUCAGCGCCUUGUUCCCGGACGUUUUGAAGAAUAUUGCCACCCACGACAUCGAGCAAAAGAAGCUCGUGUACCUCUACCUCAUGAACUACGCCAAGACCAACCCGGAGUUGUGCAUUCUCGCGGUCAACACGUUCGUCCAGGACACCGAGGACCCCAACCCGUUGGUGCGCGCGCUCGCCAUUCGCACCAUGGGCUGCAUCCGCGUCGACAAAAUGGUCGACUACAUGGAUAUUCCGUUGAAACGCACGUUGAAGGACGACAAUCCGUACGUCCGCAAGACCGGGGCGAUCUGUGUGGCAAAAUUGUUCGACUUGAACCCAGAAAUGUGUGUGGAGCAGGGCUUCUUGCAGGCGUUGCAAGACCUCGUGGCGGACCCCAAUCCGAUGGUUGUGGCGAACGCGGUGUCGGCGUUGGCGGAGAUCCAGGAGUCGGACCCUUCCACGCAGUGCUUUCAGAUCACCUCCAAGGUGUUGAAGAAGUUGCUUCUCGCGUUGAACGAGUGCACCGAGUGGGGGCGCGUCACUAUCUUGUCCGCCUUGUCCGAGUACGAAUCGGUUGACCAGGCGGAGGCCCACCACAUCAUCGAACGGGUGGUUCCCCAGUUGCAGCACGUGAACACCGCGGUGGUGCUCGCGGGGAUCAAAACGGUGAUUUCCCACAUAGAAAAGCUCUCAUCCACCGAGUACGAGAUGUACCUCAAGAAGUUGUCGUCGCCUCUUGUGGCGUUGAUGUCAACGUCGCCGGAAGCGCAAUACGUGGGGAUCCGCAACAUCCGCGUGAUUCUCGAAAAGUAUCCACAGUUGCUCUCACGUGAGUUGCGCGUAUUCUACGUAAAGUACAGCGACCCGUUGUAUCUCAAGUUGGAGAAGUUGGAGAUCAUGGUCCGUCUUGCGAACGACAAGAACGCGCCGUUGUUGUUGUCAGAAUUGAAGGAGUACGCCAUGGAGGUGGAUGCCGACCUUGUCAAGCGCGCAGUGUCUGCCAUCGCCCAGGUGGCCAUCAAGCUACCAGACCACGCAAUGAAGGCCGUGGAGUUGUUGAACUUUUUGGUCAACCAGCGUGGCGACUAUGUCGUGGCAGAGGCUGUCAAGGUCUUCCGCGACCUCUUGAGGCGCUACAAGACCACUGAAUAUGUGGAUGCCAUCGUUCCGGUGGUCAGUGCCAACUGGGAGAGCUUGGAUGACGCAGAAGCCACAGCUGCAUACAUCUGGAUCUUGGGCGAAUACCCCCAGAAGUUCACCCGGUUGGACCGCCACUUGCAGAAGUUGGCGGAGGGCUUCUUAGAGGAGACAUCCGUGGUCCAGCUCGCGACGUUGAAUGCCAUUGUCAAAACCAACUUGCGGGCUCCGACGGCCAAUUCCGGCAACUACUUGCAGUCUAUUUUGAACUGCGCCACUAGCGACGUAGAAAACGCCGACGUCAGAGACAAGGCAUACCUCUACUGGCGGCUUUUGUCGUCCGACUCCGGCCUCGCGGCCAAGGUGCUCCUUAACACGGAGUUGCCGCCGAUUCCAUCCACUAUCGCCCUGUUUACGCCCGCGUUGUUGGCCGAGUUAGUUAGCGAGUUGGGCACUUUAGCCUCGGUCUACCACAAGCCGUCCUACACCUUUACUAGUCUGAUUGCCAAGGCCAAGAUCUUGCGUGCCGAUAACAUCGAAGAGAUCGAGCGGUUGGCGAAGCGUGAGAUCGUCGCCAACGCCAAGUCUGAAAACUUGUUGGACUUUGGCGACGACGAAGAGAUUGCAGCCCCGGUUGCUUCCUCUCUCGACGAAUUGAGCGAUGUGUUUGGCUCCUCCUCCCAGGCGCCUCUGGCCAACAGCGAUAUCUUGGGUUUGUUUGGAAGCUCCGGCGUUGACAGCGGCAUGAACUCCCAAGCUGCCGAUAUUUAA
Messenger RNA from Babjeviella inositovora NRRL Y-12698, 2046 nucleotides. RefSeq names its product Apl2p (gene APL2). Gene Ontology annotation, cellular component: membrane coat. The transcript is spliced from 2 exons. Gene Ontology annotation, molecular function: clathrin binding. NCBI's taxonomy places the organism in Eukaryota, Fungi, Ascomycota, Pichiomycetes, Serinales. The coding region runs from base 1 to 2046 and encodes 681 amino acids. Gene Ontology annotation, biological process: vesicle-mediated transport; intracellular protein transport. The record is from RefSeq and is a predicted model, not a curated record.